Molecule: messenger RNA, 5951 nt
Organism: Pocillopora meandrina
Lineage: Eukaryota; Metazoa; Cnidaria; Anthozoa; Scleractinia; Pocilloporidae
Source: the annotation of a GenBank genome assembly
CAUGGAUACAAAAUGGCGGACAGAAUUUUAUUGAACGCGACCAAAGGAAAACCUAAAUCCCUCAGCAUUUGUAACAAGAACUUACGGAACGUUCCACCAAUAAUUGGAAAAAUAACUUCCCUUAAAACCGUAGACCUGAAAAACAAUACCUUAACGGACCUUCCAGAUGAAUUUUCUUCUCUCAAACAGGUGACAUCUUUACCAAGUCUUGCAUGUUUACGUUUAAAUUCAACUGAAUACGAUAAGCUAAAAGUACGCAAAAACAAAAAAACUCUUCAUUAUUGUAGCAAGAUAGAGGUAGAGAACUGAAUACCAAGCAUUGUUUGUAGCACCAUAGUCAACCUGAGUUAUAUGUAAGAAGAUUGAAGUUUAAGUUUUGAAUUCUUGUUCUGAAGUUACAUACUUACAACCGGUUUGUUUACGAUUCGUUUCCUUAGCUCGAAUCCUUAAACCUUGGGAACAACAAGUUAGAAGCUCUUCCAGAAGUCCUCUCUUUUUUAGCUGGCUUGCAGAGGCUACAUUUGUUUAAUAACAAGUUAAGAGAACUCAAUUCUGUUGUCCUCAGUAAGUACUCUAAAUACAAGCCGAUGAAUAAACCUGAACAUUUAAAACAACGUCAUAUUAAUUAUGUUUUUCGGAAUUAUACCAAUUAUUUCAUGGAAUCUUUUCAGGUGGGCUCCAAAAACUCACUUUUUUAAAUCUGAAUGGAAAUCAGCUGAAAACAUUGCCAAGUGAAAUAAACAGGUAUAAAAUUAAUUUGUUUCAUAUUCUCUUUUCUCAAUAAUUACUUCAGUCAAUAUUUUCCCUCAUCAACUACUAAUUGAUGAUCGAUUAAAUUUUAAACUUGGUGGCCAAACAAAUUCAACAGUGUUACCCGCAUUUGAGAACAAAAGUAGUUUUUUCAAGAUGUGCUUGAAGUCAAUGGUUGUUAGCAAUCAAAGUUCAUUCAAAAUCAUGCAGCAUUUUAUGACAUUGUGAUUGCCCCAUCAACUCCAAAGAUUUGAAAUUUCAAUUAUCCCAAUUAGCUGCUGCACAUUUUUCUUAAAAAUUAGUUGCCAGAGUUUGGUGGUGGAUCAAGGUAACUAUUUCUACCUGAUUAGUUUGAGAAUUCUCAUCACCACUUUUCUGGAUAAUGUAAUAAUCACAUCUGGGAGUUAAGGGGUUAAAUGGGCUCGUCAUGUUAAUUUCAACAAUGUUGAAGGAUUAUUUGCACCAACAUUUUGGAUUUGUUGUUGAUUUUAUUUAUUCGUUUCUUCAUUUGUUAUUAUUUUAUUUUAUUUUUUUCACAAAUCUCAGGUUGGUGUCGUUACAGUUUCUCAGUGUAGAUCACAAUGAGCUACUCAGUGUUCCUACAGAGAUUUGUCACUUGAUCAACCUCACAGAACUACAUCUUGCUGAUAAUCAGAUAUCAAGGUACAAUAUAUACCAUCUUUGUUUUUGGUUCUAAAGAAAUUAAUUCCUUUUUUUUCUACUUUGUUUUCUGUUAUUUAUCAUUGUAGGUGUCUCUCACAUGGGGAAAAUUGUGUAGGAUAACAAUUCCAAAAAGGCGUCUGUACUCACAGCCCACUUCAUAGAGUAGAUUUAUUAAUUGAGUGAGCUUUUUGUAAGCUGCAGUUUUCAAAUGAGCUCAUUGAUCACCAUGUGAAUCUAGGUCUAGUUAAGUCUAGUGAAUCUAGGUCUAAUGUAGUUCUCAUGUUUUCUCCAACUUAGUCUUCCAGAAGACAUGGCGUUUCUUAGGAAUCUUACAAAACUCUAUGUGUACAAAAACUUUAUUGAAGAGUUGCCAGAGGUUUGUUAAUUACUUGACUGACCAUUAGAAGUAAUGAUUUGUUAUAAAAUGUUAAUGUCUUACUACCAAGGACCCUUGUUGUACAGCAUGCUACAUUUAUUGUUUUGUUUAUUUGUACAAAACUAGCUGGUAGAAUUCUUGAAUUAUUUUCCAAAGUAAAAAUUUUGAUAGUCCAUAUACUUUUAAGUUAUUAAACAAACCAUCCCAAUUUUGUUUCAGUUUCAGCUGAGUAGGGUAUCUUAAGUUUAUUCAUUGAGCAUUUUUUUAGCUCUCAGUUGAUAUCACCCUUCUACUCUCAAGCCAGCUGUAGAACAUGUUUGUACUGUAGGUUACAUGAAAAAUGGUCAGCAUUUGUGUAUUUUGACAGGGUUUAUCAAAGUGUACCCAGCUCAGAGUACUGGAUGUGUCUGCCAAUAGACUUAGAAUAUUCCCAGCUGAGGUUUGAUAAAAGCUCUCCUUUUGUUUUGCCUAACCUGUGUACCAUAUGUAUGAGAACCUUUGAAUCUCUCUAUGAUUGAUCCAGAAAUGUCAUGCAGUCCUUCUAACCAAUUAGACCUAUUGUGACUAAUAGUCGCUCCUGUUUACACAUGCGUUGAGUUAUUUCCGGCUUCCUGUGGUCAAUAAUUUUCCUUGUUCUGUUUGGCCAUUGCCUUUUGCCCAUUGCCCAUCACCUUAGUAUUGGUUUAUGGGGUUAUGACAACUUAUUAAAAUACAGUCUAUCAGAUUUAUUUAAAGCAUUGAUCUUUUAUUUUGUGGAAUUUGACAUGAUGUCAAAAGCUACAAAAGUUGUUCACUGUUUUUAGUAAUUUUACUUCAUGCAUCUUAAUUGCACUGUCCAAAGCAAAUUGUUUUAUUUUACUAUUUUAGUUGGCGCAUCUUCCCCUUAAGGAACUUUAUUGUGAAGAAAACAAUCUUUUGCAACAUAUUCCCGUUCACUCUCAACAAGAAGAUGAAGUUUUGACACUGAAGGUGGAUAAAUUAAAUUUUAGAUUAAAUAUGUAGUAGUAAACUGUUCUUUUAGCCAGAAAAAGUUUAAAUCUGCCCGUCUUGUCGUUUGCAAACUAAAGAACGUAAUGAAUUGAAUUGACUCAUACUCAUACUUGCAUACUUGCCUUUUUUUAACGAAAAUUUUUUUUUCCAGGCUUAUUCCGAAAAAAACAAACAUUAAGAAAGCACGAUCAUUCUAACAUAUCAUUUGGUAAACACGGUAGAAAAAUUGAACGUGACCCUAACAUUGAUUGAUUUGUUACUUAAUAGGAGAUUACAGCUCGCUCAGUGUUGAAGGAUCUCAAAAAUGGGUAAGUCAAUCCACCUGUUGAUUUCGUUGGGAAAUAUUUAGGUCAAUGAUAUAGAUAGAUAAACAAAAAAAUAUUUAAUAUUUUUGACCUUGGAGGUAAAGAGGAAAAAGAUUUUCAAUUAUUUUCAAAAUGUGAAACAAAGAAUACAAAUCUGAGCUUUAGUAAUUGUACUAUCUAAUCAGCUUUAAGAACUCGCGCACGAUUCCUCGCUGGUCGGAGUUGAAAAAGCUUGAAUUCAGAUCAUCGUUGUUGCCUCCAUUUUUAAUUUUUUCCUCAAAGUCUCUGUUUCGUUCCAUUUUAUCGCAGGCGAUCGUUUGUAAAGCGUGCAAUACGCCAUUACCCAAAGGUACAGGAGAUGUUACAAUACGCCAGUGAAUGUGCAGUGUGUGGACAAUCUUUCCUUAAUACUUGGCUGGAGUGUGUACACUUUGUGGAUGCCCAUAAAGUACGUCACAAUAUUCUAUAAUUUUUCACCUUGAAUGUUAGUCGUUUGCACAGUUGUUGAAAGUGCGAAGUUAAUGAAACCGGCCCAAAAACACCGCGAGUCAAAACAAUAUUCCCCGUCCUUAUUUUCCGCUCUCUUUUUUCUGUUCCUCGUUUUUCUUUUGCAUUUACCGUUUCCCGUUUCCGUUUCCGUUUCCGUUUCCGUUCUCCGUUCCACACUUUAUGAACAUGCAUCCACUGUUGGGAGUUCAAGGCAUUAAAGAGUUAAUUUGAACGCGGAAAACUUGAAACACUUAGUCGAAUUCUUGUUUUUCCGUAUCAUCGAUUCUGCUCUUGUAUUUGUAGCUUAACAAUACACAUGAAAAAGUUACGUGCUUCUCAUUGGCUGAAAGCGAGCACAUUUUUCGUGUAACACGAUUGCAAAGUUGUUACACGUGUGCAAAUUGCAAGUAGCGUACAUGCUUUCAAAACUUCGUCUGUAUUUACUCUCUGUGAUGCUUUGGUCAUGUCAAUUGUUAAUAAGUGAUAACAUGUUUUAUGGUGCAAUUGGUGUAACUAAGCACUUGAAAUUUUUCAAAGACCACAAAUUGCACUCACCCUACGGACUCGUGAAAUUUUGUUGACUUUGAAAAUUUUUCUUCUGCUUAUUAACACCAAAUUGUACUCGAAAUCAUGUUACUACCUAUACUAAAUUUAAUUUUUGGCUCGAAAUAUAAAUUUCAUUGCAGGCUCGAAGAGUGAUAGAUUGAAAAAGCAAAACCAUUUCAAUUCAAAAGCCCAGUCAAUCACCCUUUAACCUCAUCAAAUAAGCUUGUCACGACUUCACGAACACUAUUUUAUUAAAGUUAGGUGGAAAUUCAAUUCUUUUCAAUUUGGAUUUCUGUGUUCUUUUCAGAUUCUACGAACAAGAACAAAGACAGGAAUCAUUCCAGUACGAGGACUGUUAUGUUCUUACAAAUGUUUCAAUUCCGAAGGACAUGAUUAUUAUGGGAUUGCUUAUGUUGACACUUGAGGAUACACUUGGAGACAUCAAAGGUCGUGUAACACGACGAUAUAUUUAUGAAUAUGACUUCCAAAAAGCAUCUGCCUCCCCCCCUGAGAAUAUCGGCGUUACAUUCUUCGAACGCUUCAAUAGAGAUUUGAUUUUGAGGGUUUUACGAAAAUUCGUCCUCAUCUUAACGUUAACUUAAAAGUAACACGUACGAAGAACAUUCCUUGCGUUUUCCCAUCCUUUCUCAAGGUGACCUUCUUUUACUUUAAUCAAACUAUUCAAUCAAACUAUUUUGAACGCCCGCCAUCCUCUUUCGCUCAGCUGAACCUUAGCAGAUUUAUUUCGCUUAAUCCCUGAUACCCCCUCCCCCAGCCCAAGAACAGAAUUUGUUCACUUGAUAUAAACAAAAAUCAAGAGGUAAAUCCUGUUCAAAUUUCCCUUCACCCUUCUUCCCCCCCCCUCCUUCCUUGUACAUCUCCCUUACAAGAGAAAUUUCAUUUUCAAAAACUCAAGGUGAGGGGCGAGAGUGGUAACAGACUAGGGAGGCUAAAAAACGUGCCUGGAUGGCCGAGAACAAGGAGCAGAGUGACUUCGAACAACAAUAUUAACCGUUCGAAUCCGUUGAAUUUAAUUAGCUCAGACCUUGUUUAUUAAAUCCUUUAUUAAACUAGGUUGUUCCGUCGUCAAGAUGUAUCACUUACGUUCGACACAAGCAGUUGUUGGAUGAGCAUCAGACAUUCGUACGCAACUUGCUUCUUUUUUAGAUAACGUUUUUGUUGGAAAAUUUUGCCCAACGGAUUGAAGAUUUCUAAUUUUUUUUUUUUUUUUUUGGGGGGGGGAUGUUUUCCGUUCGAAAUGACAGAAUCCUGUUGGGAGAUUUUUUUGCGAUUUUCUCUUCAAGAAAGAGAAUAUUGACAAGGAAGGGAACGUGCAAUUUACAAUUUUUAUUACUUGUUUAGUUGUACAGAGGUAAGCUACACGUAUGGUAAAUGGACAUUUUUGAUGGGUCUACACGCAAGUACAAUGCGCAAAAUCCACAAACAUUAAAAAACCGCAAAAUUUCAUGCUUUACAUGACAAAAUUUUGUCUCGGAGCUUUUUGAUUCUUGGUGGAAUCCUCGGAGUACAAUUUCUCUCCACCAAGUUUUCACACUUUUUUUGCACUAGUACGUCCAUUAAAGUGCUGUUCCAAAUACUGCAAAAGCUGCGUUUUUCGUAUUCUACAUCUGCGACUGAUACCUUUGGUUAAUAAAAAAGGCAACUUUACUAAGAUUAUUCUAUGGAAAGAGCGCACGAACGAUUUUUAUUUACGAGUUUCCAUGUUUUUAUUUCAUACACAAUGAGAUUUACAUUGUGAAGUACGAAGCGAACGACUGUGAAAAUAUAUCAUUCAUCCAAUUAGAGACACGAACGAUAAUACUUCACAGUGU